Gymnogyps californianus (California condor) is the source of this 1247-nucleotide messenger RNA. RefSeq names its product opioid binding protein/cell adhesion molecule like (gene OPCML). The record is from RefSeq and is a predicted model, not a curated record. Gene Ontology annotation, cellular component: neuron projection. NCBI's taxonomy places the organism in Eukaryota, Metazoa, Chordata, Aves, Accipitriformes, Cathartidae. Bases 180 to 1247 code for a protein of 355 amino acids. The transcript is spliced from 9 exons.
CGCUCCUGCUCCUGGUGCUGCUUUGUACGAAAAUAAUGCGAGAUAAGAGCUCACUAACUCAGUCUCCCUCCCUCUGCAAACAUUGGAUUUAAACCUGCUCAGAAUUCAACGCAGACGAAAGCAGCGGCGGCAGCAGCAAGCAGCAAGCAAAUCAGCCGCUAGUCUACCGCAGCUCCAAGAUGUACCAUCCUGCCUGCUGGAUCGUCUUCACGGCCACAACUGCCCUGCUCUUCAUCCCAGGAGUGCCCGUGCGCAGCGGAGAUGCCACCUUCCCCAAAGCUAUGGACAACGUGACUGUGCGGCAAGGGGAGAGUGCCACGCUCAGGUGUACUGUGGAUGACCGGGUCACACGGGUAGCAUGGUUGAACCGCAGCACCAUCCUGUACGCCGGCAAUGACAAGUGGUCUAUAGACAACCGCGUGGUCAUCCUCUCCAACACCAAGACCCAGUACAGCAUCAAGAUACACAACGUGGAUGUCUACGAUGAAGGCCCCUACACCUGCUCCGUGCAGACAGACAAUCACCCCAAGACUUCGCGCGUCCAUCUCAUCGUGCAAGUUCCUCCCCAGAUUGUCAACAUCUCGUCGGACAUCACCGUGAACGAGGGCAGCAGCGUGACCCUCAUGUGCCUGGCCUUUGGGAGACCGGAGCCCACCGUCACGUGGCGGCACCUCUCCGGGAAAGGGCAGGGCUUUGUGAGUGAGGACGAGUACCUGGAGAUCACAGGCAUCACGCGGGAGCAGUCCGGGGAGUACGAGUGCAGCGCCGUCAAUGAUGUGGCCGUCCCGGACGUGCGGAAAGUCAAAGUCACCGUCAACUACCCGCCGUACAUCUCGAACGCCAAGAACACGGGCGCCUCAGUGGGCCAGAAGGGCAUCCUGCAAUGCGAGGCCUCGGCCGUCCCCGUGGCAGAGUUUCAGUGGUUCAAGGAGGACACCAGGUUAGCUAACGGACUGGAGGGCGUGCGGAUCGAGAGCAAGGGCCGCCUGUCAACGCUGACCUUCUUCAACGUCUCGGAGAAGGACUACGGCAACUACACGUGUGUGGCCACGAACAAGCUGGGCAACACCAACGCCAGCAUCAUCCUGUACGGGCUCCGGCACGAGGGAGAGGAUGGAGUUGGGCAGCAGGCUCGAGGAGGUGUGGAGAGCGAACGGAGCGUCUGCGCCGGCAUGGACUUUGGCAGCAUUGGGGUGGGCAGUGGGGGCAAAGCAUUGUGCCGUGGCGGGGGCCCGCAUCUCGGAUGA